GCACACACACCAACAGCCAACACACACUCUGGCAGAAGCACUUACCACACUGGCAGGCGCAGAGCUACGCACACACAGCUUCAUCCACCAGCUAUAAGACAAUAGGCAGUUCCAGCUGAAGGACAUAAAGCCAAGCUUAGAGCUCCAGCAUGGAUGUACUGAAGAAGGGAUUCUCCAUCGCUAAGGAGGGAGUGGUGGCCGCUGCUGAGAAAACCAAGGCCGGGGUGGAGGAGGCAGCUGCCAAAACCAAGGAGGGGGUCAUGUAUGUGGGCACAAAGACAAAGGAAGGUGUUGUGACAAGUGUGAACACAGUUGCCCAGAAAACAACUGAUCAGGCGAAUCUUGUGGGUGAGGCUGCUGUGGCUGGAGCCAAUCAGGUGUCAGAGAAGACAGUGGAGGGGCUGGAGAGUGUGGUCGCAUCCACUGGCCUGGUCAAACCGGUGGAGUUCUCGAAGCAAGAGGGAGCUGCAGAACAGCCUGCAGAUGCAGGACAGUAGGGUGAUGUUGUGAUGAACGCCCGUUGAUGACGCCUGCCGUGAUGCUCUGCUUCUUUGCUGAAGAGGAGAGAGCUAAUUAGCUGCUGGCCAUGCUUGAAUAUUAUCAUUGCUAAACCCCUGAUGGACACAAAAUAAUAUCCUACUUCACAGAAAACAAAUAAACCAUGUUUUUCUCUUUCUCUUCACAAACAACCUCGACUUACCUCAAGUUUACCUCCUUCCUUCACACAGACAUAUAACAUAUACAGAGUUACUCAUGUAAAAUCUGUUUAUUAUUUAGCUAUGUGAUAUUUACCUAUAGUGUGCAAUGCACCUAAUUACCACAUUUGUGACAAUAUUACAUGCAUGUGCUUGUGUUUUGGAAAUUCUUAUAAAAACAAAGCCUGUCUUUCUUGCCUGCCUUUAAAACAGGUGUCUACCAGUUUUCCUCCAUCCAGUACAAUGAGGUUACUUGGAUUAGAUGGAUUAUAAUUAUUUCAGAUACAAAAACAUUUGAGUCUAUGCACACUGUCAAUCUAUUGUCAACUGUUGUUGCUUAUUACAUCGUAGACAAUGUUUGAGACCAGGACCAGAAGACAGAUCGUGAAGCUAUAGUUUAAGGAAUAUUCAGAGUUCAAUAUAAGUUAAGCUCAAAUGACAGCAUUUGUGGAAUAAUAUUGAUUACCACAAAAAAUUAUUUUGACUUGCCCCUCCUUUCUUUAAAAAACACAAAAAUCUGGGUUACAGUGAGGCUCUUACAAUGGAAGUGAAUGGAGGCCAAUAUAUAAAUGUUAAAAUGCCCACUGUUUCAAAAGAUUAGCCACAAGACAUAAACAAUAUGCGUUAACAUGAUUUUAGUGUGAUAAAAUCAGUUACUAACCUUUUCUGUGUAAAGUUACAGCCAAUUUUACAACAUUGUUGCCAUGACGAUGUAAUGUCAACAAACCAUAAAACAACAACUUUAUAGCUUAAAUAAUACAUGCGUUUUGAUAGAAUUAAUGUAAGUGCUUUUAUAAAAUUAUGAGCUUCAUAUUUCUGCUUUUAAACCCUCCAAAAAUUGGCCCCCAUUCACUUCCAUUGUAAAUGUCUCAAUGUAACCUCAGUUUUUGCUUUUUUUAAUUUAUUUGUUUAAGAAAAGGAAGGAUGUUUAAAAAUAUUUUGUUUUGCUAAUUUCCAUUUUGUCACAAAUGCUGUCGACUAGCUCAACUUGUAUUGAACCCAGAAUAUUCCUUUAAGUCUGUUUAGGUAUUCUUAAGUAUUAUCUUUAUUAAUCAGUAUUAAUUUAGUGAUCAGUAUUGUAUUAAGGCUUUGAUCAUGUUCUUUUAUGUACAGUUGUUUGCUAAUCAAAAUAUGCAGGUUGCUAGGUUUCAGAUUCGUUGAUGUCUGUGGAAACCAUGCAUGCUGCCACAUGAUUACAUUAAUUUUAACAAGCUCAUAAAAUUCAUGUACUUGACUCAUUUCUCUUAAAGUCUGAAAAGACAGCUGAUUUAUUUUUAAAUACUCUAUCUGUAAUAUAUUCAGUUUUUUGAAAAAUAAAAUAAAAGUAUUA
Myxocyprinus asiaticus (Chinese sucker) is the source of this 2025-nucleotide messenger RNA. Its product is annotated as synuclein-like. The record is from RefSeq and is a predicted model, not a curated record. Gene Ontology annotation, cellular component: neuronal cell body; axon terminus; cytoplasm. NCBI's taxonomy places the organism in Eukaryota, Metazoa, Chordata, Actinopteri, Cypriniformes, Catostomidae. Bases 150 to 497 code for a protein of 115 amino acids. Gene Ontology annotation, molecular function: cuprous ion binding. The transcript is spliced from 5 exons. Gene Ontology annotation, biological process: synaptic vesicle endocytosis; synapse organization; chemical synaptic transmission.